CUAUUGUACCUAUUUAUCCAUAGAUAUAAUUUAUAUAGAUUUUAUUCGGGGAAUAACCCUCUGUCGAUUUCUGUUGGGCUAUGUGGUUUUGUUUAUAUACAACUUUUUUCAUGCUAAACUGAGGACACUUAUUUAGAACUAAAAUUAAAUUGUUUCCUGGAUUCCUGAAUUUAUCUCGUGUAGUAUUAUGUCACGAUAAUAAUUACACAACCACAGUUGAAAUGUUGUUGCAGAAAAUUAUUGCGAAAAUGGAUUCAUACGUGCGGCCACCGGAUCCUUUGUCUGGAGAUGGUGAUAUGGUUCAAAAUUGGGAUAGAUGGAGAAAAGAUUUUGUUAUAUAUCUGAAAGCGAGUGAUUAUGCAAAAAAGUCUGGGGACAUACAAGCUUACCUCUUGAGAUCUCACAUAGGAAAAGUUGGUCAAGAUGCUAUAGAAAAAAUUUUUCCAAAGAACUCAACAGAGAGAGAUAGAGUAGAUGUAUUAUUAAAUAAACUUAGUAACUACUUUAAUCCCCCUAAAAAUGAAGUGAUAGAACGAUAUAACUUCUUCACCAGAGUUUGGAAACCACAAGAAUCUAUCGAGGAUUAUAUUGAGGAUUUAAAACAAAAGGCAGCAACUUGUAACUUCGGAAAUAUGAAAAACAGUUUAAUCAGAGACAAAAUAAUUGCUGGUUUCAAAGAUAAAAAUCUUAGAAAAAAGCUUUUUGAAACAACAAACCUUGACUUGCCAAAACUAAUAGCAAUUCACAAUGAACACAAAAUGUCUCUUCAAGAAAAAGCUCAAACUAAUAAGAAGGACACUACUAGUGCUAAAACUGUUGAAGCUGUUGCAAGUAGUAGUGGUAAUAAUCAUAAUACAAAAAAAAUGACCACACAAAAUCAGCAGUCAUAUAAUCCGGAACAUAAAAGAAACUGUUGGAGAUGUGAACAGAAGCAUUCUAUCAAAUCUUGUCCUGCUUGGGGAUUUAAAUGUCAGAGAUGUAAUGAACUUCAUCAUUUCACCUUCUGUUGCCGAAAUAAAUUCCAGGUACAAACAAAUACAAAUCUACCAAACUCAAACCAGUAUCAGCAAAACCAAUACCCGCUUCCGCUUAUACAAACUAACAAUGUGCGACCACCAACUUACCACAACACUUCACCACCAGCUUACUACAACACUCCACCACCUAUGGUCCCUAGUGCUCCACCACUACCUCCUCGUCAACCAUAUUAUCCGAAUUUGAACAAAAAUUCGAGUUCACAGUCAUGGCCAUGGGCUGAACAACAAAAUAUGAGAUCAAAAGAAAUCUUCCAAAAAAGUGAAACAUCAGAGUCUACAGAUAUUCCACAGAGCACAAAUAGUACAAAACAAUCAAACUCAACUAAUAACAGCAAAACAACUACUAAUAAAGAGGCUAAUACGAUAGAUGAUAAAUGCAAAGUAUCAUAAGCAUAUUUGUUAAAUCUUAAUCGGCUGGGAAGCAAUUCUUUAUAAUCAAGAGUGUUACCGAUUCAAUUAUGGUUUUGUUUACAACUUUACGAUUAAUUUGUUCAUCUUUGACGUUUAAAAUUAUUUUUAAGAAAAGUGUAACAGUAAACACAUUUUAUAGUAUUAUAAUAACAGUAAAUAAAUUUUAAUUUUGUUACAAAA
Hylaeus volcanicus is the source of this 1628-nucleotide messenger RNA. RefSeq lists its product as uncharacterized. Lineage: Eukaryota; Metazoa; Arthropoda; Insecta; Hymenoptera; Colletidae. The transcript is spliced from 8 exons. The coding region runs from base 222 to 1427 and encodes 401 amino acids. The record is from RefSeq and is a predicted model, not a curated record.